CUCACUCACUGCCCACUGCAUCCGUGUAGAGAGAGAGAGAGAGAGGGAGAAGAGUCAAGAGAGGGAGGGAAGAGCCGUUUGAGAGAGUGAGAAGAAGAGAGUAUAUAGUGUAGCCAUGGUGACGGACCAGGAGAUAGCGCAGGCCGUGGAGACAGUUCUCCGUCAGUCAGACCCCAACGCCGUGACUUCUCUAAACGGCGUCGUGCAACGCCUGGAGGCCAAGCUAGGGUUGAGCCUCGCUCACAAAGCCGAGUUCAUAAGAGAUCAGAUCACAUUCCUCCUCCGCUCCAACCCCGUUCCCAAAGACCAGCUGCCCCCUCAACCCCACUACCUCAUUCCUCAGCCAUUUCACCAACCUCCUCAUUUCGCACUCCACCAGCAAGCUGACCCUGCCUACACUCAGCCACCGCAGCCUUCGCGCCCUCCGAAAGAAGAGAAUGCGGCGGCUGAUACGCCGAAAGGAAGAGCCCCUUCAGGAACCAAAAGAAGGGGUGGUCCGGGAGGCCUAAACAAAUUGUGUGGUGUUUCACCUAAACUACAAGCGAUUGUUGGGCAGCCAGAAUUGCCAAGGACGGAGAUAGUAAAGCAGCUGUGGGUGUAUAUUAGGAAACAUAAUCUUCAGGAUCCAGAGAACAAGAGAAAGAUUAUAUGUGAUGAUGCUUUGCGAUUGGUUUUUGAGACAGACUGCACUGACAUGUUCAAGAUGAAUAAGCUGUUGGCAAAACACAUUUUGAGACUUGAACCAAUGAAAGAACCUGUUCAAGCCAAGAAAUCAAAAGUUGAAGAUGAUUCUACAAAGCAAAAGUCCGAUCCCAGUCUUCUUCCUGUGGUGAUAUCUGGUGAACUAGCUAAAUUUUUUGGAACUGGAGAAAAAGUGAUGCUUCAGUCGGAGGCUUUGGGUCGUGUCUGGGAGUACAUAAAAUCUAACAAACUUGAGGAUCCACUGAGUUCUAUGGUUAUUCACUGUGAUGCGAAGCUUCAGGAGCUUUUGGGGUGUGAAAGCAUUUCUGCUUUGGGAAUUCAGGAGAUGCUUUUGCGCCAUCAUUUACUUAAGCAGUGUUAAUGUUUCUUUUGUGUGAAUGGUCUGUUGAUGCUGUAGUUUGCUAGUUGUUUAUGAUGACAUGACUGAUGCUGCCAAACGGAGAUGUAAUCCUAGUUUCUUUUGAUUUGUCUAAUGUUUAGAUGUAUGGAAUCACUCACAGGUAGCGACUAUAGUUGUAGUGCGACUUGGUUCCUGAAUGUAGGCUAUAAUGUUUUGUAAUUAUGCUGCUGUAGCUUGUUUAGGAUGGUGUUAAUCUAUUUGCCUUCUUUCCCACUUGA
Molecule: messenger RNA, 1320 nt
Organism: Salvia hispanica
Lineage: Eukaryota; Viridiplantae; Streptophyta; Magnoliopsida; Lamiales; Lamiaceae
Product: SWIB complex BAF60b domain-containing protein
Source: RefSeq, a predicted model, not a curated record